AUGGAUAGUUUCCUACGAGGGGUAUAUGAAAGUAAUCACACAUUAAAUACAGUCAUAAACGAAGACAGUGAGUUCCAAGAAAGAAAUGAGGGAAAAAAUGACGAAAAUGAGAACAGCCCUCAUUUGUCUUUAGAAAUAGAAGAGAAUUCGCAAAACAUACAAGGAGGAAAUAGAUCUCGUCCAAGUGAAAAUAAAUCUUCUCAAGAUUGUGGUAAAAAAAGACAACUAAGUGACUAUUUGCCUCCAGAAAUCAGAGCAGCAUGA
Messenger RNA from Parnassius mnemosyne (clouded apollo), 264 nucleotides. NCBI's taxonomy places the organism in Eukaryota, Metazoa, Arthropoda, Insecta, Lepidoptera, Papilionidae. The record is from the annotation of a GenBank genome assembly.